Molecule: messenger RNA, 3794 nt
Organism: Pogoniulus pusillus (Red-fronted tinkerbird)
Lineage: Eukaryota; Metazoa; Chordata; Aves; Piciformes; Lybiidae
Gene: CHST12
Product: carbohydrate sulfotransferase 12
Exons: 9
Coding region: 2021-3280 (419 amino acids)
Biological process (GO): proteoglycan biosynthetic process; carbohydrate biosynthetic process
Cellular component (GO): membrane
Molecular function (GO): sulfotransferase activity
Source: RefSeq, a predicted model, not a curated record
CAACUGGGCAGAGGGAUCCUCCUCCUGGCAUCACUGCUGGGAACAAGUGAAGGCUCAAGGUGCAUGCAGAUAAGACAAGUCAGCAAAGGAGGAGAAAGAUGAAAACAAAGAGGAAGAAGACAGGAAAGUGGAUAUAGAUUCACCUGAACCUCAUGAAGUUAGAGUAGCAAGAGAAGAGAUCAACCUGCUGCUGGCAGAGCAGCGCAAGAUGGUGGCCCUGAGGGUAAGGAGGUGAAGGUGUCCCUAUGGUUAUGAGCCUGACACCUGCUUGGCCAGCAACAGCAUAACUUGGAGAGGUUCUUGUAGUUUUGGGCUGGCAUUGCAAAAGCAGCAUGGUGUCUGCACUGCACCUGGACUCCUCAAUACUUUGGGCUGCUGAAGGAAGCAGCACGGGAAGACUGAUGUUUGCAUCCUGCCUCUGUGGUGGCUACUAAUAGUACAAGCAAAACACUUUGUGUAGGUGUGACUUUAAUCUCAGCAUGAAGGAUACAGCAGAGAAUUGCUCAGAUCCUUCCCAGGAAGCCAAACUGCCUUGACAACCCCCUACAUAGUUUUUUCAGGCAGAGCUGGAGCAGCAGUUAGCAAACGCCAAGGAAAAAACCUCCCAGAUGGAGGAGUUCUUCCGCAGACAAAUCUCCAGUGAGGAUCAGCAGGAGGUGCUAAGGCUCCUCUGCAGAGCCCACGAAUUUGAGCUUGGCAACACAGAGCUGCAGACAACUAGGCUGUACAAGGAGAAUCUAUUAUGCCAGAAGGAUUUUGUGAUCCAGUAACUGCAGAAGCACGUGCUGAUCUGCGAAGAAAUUAGCUGGCAGCAGCAGAAGCUGUUAAAAGGCCCAUAACAAUUCUCUGCAUGUAAAUCAGUAUCUGGAUUCUAAUACAGAUGAGAUGAGAAAGGCUCUACCUGGGAGCAUAAAGGAUCUCCCCUGGGGGAUAAAGCAGAUGUGCCAUACCCUCCCUCACCCUCGAGUCAGAGAGCUUGAGAACUCACCUAGACAUGUUUCAUCUCUCCCUGUUGAUAAAGAGCCUGCACUUUCCUCCCUUGGCUUCUUGAAGCAUUCUUUUCACAGUGGCAGCUGCAGAUCAUCCAAAACCUCACCCUGUAAGAAGGAGGACAUGCAUCUCAGCCCAACCUUCUCUGGUUUGCCAGAAAGCCCAGUUCAGCAGAAACCAUCAGGUGUUGCUGCAGGCAAAACAACUCCCAGACUGUGUUCCCUCACCUCUCUAAACAUGUAUGAGCAAAAGUCACCUACAGACAUUGAUGCUAUUCCACUGAGUCUGGAAACCUUGGAGGAAAUCACUGCCCCCACCAAAAGCAUCUCCCUCAUUGCAACCAGUUGCUGUCCCAGAGCCCAACACAGAGGUCCUGGGAGCAAAGUCUCCUCAGCCCACUUCUCUGAGGAGCUGAAGAAUCUGGAGGCCAAUUCCACCUUAGACUGUCAGAUAAGAGGCAGUGCACGUACUGGGAGUUUGUUGGAGCCCACAGCUGGAAGCUGGCAGUGCUCCCCCACCAGAGGAGUGCUGAAGAACAGGAGAGAUCAGAUGCCUGAGAGGACAGACAGAAAGAAAAGAGCUCGCUCUCUUGAACCAAACUGCCAUAGAGCAGAGGACAAGCUGACAGAGCCUGUGAGGACCACCAGCACCAAGCCAGACUCUUCCAUCACUCAAAAGCUGCAAGUAGCAUAUCCAUUGCCACAAAGGUUCCUACUGGCCACCAUUCAGAGGGGACCCCACAGGAGGUGCUGCCAAAAGAAAACACUCCUGCAAGCACCAGCCCACAGAGCAACGCUGCUCACCUCAAUGGACGGGUCCUGCAGAAGCAAGUCAAGAGUGGUUCUGAUCAUUGCACUGAGUAAAUGACUCAAGUGCCCCAAACAGGAGCAGCUUCCCUCCUUGCUCUGCUGAAGGAUCUAAGGUGACAAACUCAGGCUCCUGAUCUGCAGCACCAUGCUGAGUCCCAAGCCUCACUCUGCAAGCCAGGGGUGACUGCAGGUGAGCUCCAGCUAUCGCAGUAGGUGUCAGGAUGACCAAAGCACGGCUCCUCCGUCUCUCUGUGGUGCUGGUCUCCGUCUUCAUGAUCCUCCUGAUCAUUGUGUACUGGGACAAUGUAGGAACGGCUCACUUCUACCUGCAUACAUCCUUCUCCAGACCUCAUUCCUCAGGAGCUAUCCCUGGUAUCACAGCAGGUGAAGGCUGGGAAACCUUGCCAGAUGUGGAUGAAUUUUUGGCCAAGCUGCUUAGUUCCAGCCUGAAACAGAACGGCUCCGUUCCUCGGAAGCCGGAGCAGCUACUCAUCCAGGGCUCCAGCAAGCCUGCGGUGAGCAAUUUGGAGGAGAACGUGCGAGGCUACGACUGGUCAGUGCACAGUGACAAAACCAGCUUGGACCAAGAGAAACUGCAGAUUGAGAGGCAGAGAACGUUGCGGGAGUUUUGUGCCAAUUCCAGCCUCACCUUCCCCACCAAGGAGCGCUCUUUUGAUGACAUCCCAAACUAUGAGCUCAACCACCUGAUCGUGGAUGACCGCCACGGCAUCAUCUACUGUUACGUCCCCAAAGUGGCCUGCACCAACUGGAAACGGGUGAUGAUUGUGCUGAGUGAGAGCCUGCUGGACCAGGGGGUCCCGUACCGGAACCCCCUGGAUAUCCCCCGAGAACACGUCCACAACACCAGCACUCACUUGACCUUCAACAAAUUCUGGCGCCGCUAUGGGAAGUUCUCUCGGCACCUGAUGAAGAUCAAGCUGAAGAAGUACACCAAGUUUCUUUUCGUGCGAGACCCUUUUGUCCGCCUCAUCUCUGCCUUCCGCAGCAAGUUUGAGCUGGAGAACGAGGAGUUCUACCAGCGCUUUGCCAUCCCCAUGCUGAAACUCUACUCCAACCGUACCAACCUCCCCACCUCUGUUAGAGAGGCCUUCGAGGCGGGCCUCAAAGUCUCCUUUUCUGACUUCAUCCAGUACUUGCUGGAUCCCAGGACAGAGAAGAUGGUCCCCUUCAAUGAGCACUGGAGGCAGAUUUACCGCCUGUGCCACCCGUGCCAGAUAGACUACGAUUUCAUCGGGAAGCUGGAGACGCUGGACGAGGAUGCUGCUUACCUGCUGCAGCUCCUCAAAGUGGACAGGCUGCUUCACUUCCCCCCCAGCUACCGCAACAGGACUGCCAGCAGCUGGGAAGAUAACUGGUUUGCCAAAAUCCCGCUGGCUUGGAGGCAGCAGCUCUAUAAGCUCUAUGAAGCAGACUUUGUACUUUUUGGCUACCCUAAGCCAGAAAACUUGCUCAAAGACUAAGUGUGAUUGGGUGGUGGGUGUGGGAGGGGACAUCUGAAAUACCAAAAAUGUUUAAAGCCUCCUUUUUUUUUUUUUUUUUUUUGCUCUUUUAACUCUUUCCCCCCCCCCCCCCCAGACAGGUUGGUACAAUGGAAUAUAUUUUUUUGUCUACUGCUUCCCCUUCCACGUUUGCAAUAAUGCCAGAGUCCAGGGUACUCCAGCCAGCCCUGCAUAUGCAAAAAAAAAAAAGUCAGGUUUUGGUUAUCAUUUGUUUUCUGUUUGUUGUUUUUGGGGUGGGGUUUUUUUGUUGUUUUGUUUUUUUUAAAGCAUCCCCACGUUUUGCAGUGGGUUGCUGCUCUUGGUCACUCUGCCAGCCGUGUCCUUCAGUAGCUUUUUAUUAAUACUUUUUAAAAAAGAAAUUAAUAUAUUUAAGAUAUUUAAUACAAAGGGUGUUGUGGCAAAGGAAGGGAAGGUGUAAUAGUAAAGAAAUACUUUAAAAGGAAAAAAAAAAGUAAAAGAAAACCCCAAGAAAUGA